Molecule: messenger RNA, 867 nt
Organism: Miscanthus lutarioriparius
Lineage: Eukaryota; Viridiplantae; Streptophyta; Magnoliopsida; Poales; Poaceae
Source: the annotation of a GenBank genome assembly
AUGAGUAAGAAAUCGAAGAGAACCUCUGCGCCGGCACCUAUGGAGAUUCCCCGGCCGGUGGUUCAGCCUGUUGGCGCCCCGGGCACUCAGCCCGUUCAACCAGCAUCCAUCCCUUCCAUGUUCGGACCCGGCAUGUGGUGUCCGCCUUGCCCGCUGCAGUGUUUGCCUCCUUCAUCCGCACCAUUCUGGUUCGGUGGCGGCAUACAGCAACCAGGCAUGGCAGGUUCGUCAGCUCAGCAACCAGGCAUGGCUGGUUCGUCAACUCAAGGGGCUUGGUGGACACCUGCUGUUGCUGGUAUUGGUGGCUCAAGGCAUUCUUGGCCUACGGCUGACAGUCAAGAAGAUUCUGAUGUGCUAGUAUGGGGAUUAGAUUCUCACCCUCCUGGUGGUUUUGUUAAUAUGUUGAAGAGCACACCACAAGUUGCAAGCAAUAGGACUGCAUCACAGGCAAUCCAUAUUGACAGUGACAACAAUGAUGCUGAUCACAGUAGGUCUGAAAAGCGCUUGACAUGGACAAAAGAGGAGGAUUUAAAUUGGAAAGCUAAAGAGCUGCGCAAGAAAAAGAAAAAGGACCAGCCUUCUAUAAUAGAUAUCGAAGAUGAGCUUCACAGCUUUUUAGAUGCUCAAAAAGCUACAAAUGAAGGGCAUAUAGAGAUGUUAGAAACACAAAGGCGUGUGUCUAGUGAGAAGCUUGAAUCUCGGAGGCUUGCUCACCUUGCAGCAAAAGAAAACAAGGAGGCAGUUAUGCUAGAAACAUAUCGAUCGUUACUGACGCAUGACACAACUGGAAUGGAUGAAGAUGUGAAAGCCGAGCAUGUGUUGGCAUUGAGGUGCUUGAGGGAGAGCUUAUUUAAAAAAAAUGACUAA